AUGGCGGCGGACCUCUUCUUCCGCCAGUGCAACGCACUAGUGUGGAAGAACUGGAUAGUUCUCUCGAAGCAUCCAUGGCUCAACAUUUUGAGGUGCUUUGUGCUCCCGGUCGCGUAUGGCAUCUUUCUUGCGGUCGCCCAGAUUUUCUUGAACAGGCCAAACAACUAUGGCAUCGGAUCCCCUAUUCCCGUCUACAAUCUUUCACAAACAUUCGACGGGUCGUUGAGGCUGAUCUGGGCGGACGGCACGAAUGGCACGGCAGGCUUCACGACCGCGGAUGACAUCAUGGCACAUAUAACGAGGGGCUUCUCCGCGAAGCAGCUCAGAGCCGUGACGAAGGUGCCUUCGCCAGCCGACAUCCCCGCCGCGUGCCCGCAGAAUUUCAACCUCUAUUCCGAAUGCUUCGCCGCGGUAGCGUUCGACUACAUUCCGCCCAGCUGUCACACCGCGUCUGCCGUCAACUAUACUAUUCGCGGCGACGGAGGCCUUUUCCACGUCGACGUGAUACGCCAUGACGGGGACUAUGAGACCAGGAUAUUACCGUUGCAGUGGGCUGUGGAUCAGGCGAUCAUUGAGAUGAGAACUGGCUUGGUACAGCCGACGCCGAUGGAAUGGCCGUUUACUCAGAUUACUAACACUCAGCAGAGCCUUGAUAUCCGUCUGAGCUACAUCAAUGGCAUCUUGAGCUUGCUCGUCUUGGCAUUGUUUAUUUGUUACAUCGGGAUUGCAUAUCAGCUCCCAGGCUCAGUCAUGAGUGAACGGGCUCUGCAGCUGACAAGUCAUCUCAAGGCUAUGGGACUUCUUGAUUCGGCUCGCAUCAUUUCGUGGCAUGUCAGUAUAUCCUUGGUAUAUCUUCCUGCGUGGAUCAUCGUCUCGAUCAUCUGGCACUACCGCAUCUUCAGCGGAACCAGCGCAGGCCUCGUCUUCGCGAUCCAUCUCCUAUUCGGACUGUCAUUGGCCAGUUGGUCGUUCUUCGUCGGUAUGCCAUUUGGAAAGAGCCCCCAACUGGCGGCCGUUGCUUCCACUUUUUUCGCCAUCGUCUUCGCCAUCAUAGCACUGGUCAUGGGUGCGGUCGGGACAGGUGUCGCGUUCGUCUUCUCGGUCUUGUUCCCUCCUGCGUUCUAUAUUUUUGCGAUUCGCAUCAUCGGAGGAUUUGAACUUAGCCAGGUUCCAACGAAGGUUUGGGAGCAUGACCCGAAGAGCCAUAUGUUGCUUCUUCCGCUCAUUAUUGCUGCUGUUAUCAACAUCUUCCUAUGGCCUUGGCUUGCGGUGCUUUUGGAGUCUCGUCUCUAUGAUGCACCACCCCCACCUAAGCCAGAUCCAUGGUGGCACUGGUGGGGAAGGCCAUCCCCGCGUCCAGAGAAGCCGUGGUGGCGCUGGUGGGAUAGAGCAACACCAUGUGCAGACGAUGACGUUGUUGAGAUGCCUGCUGGUGUUGCAAUAUCUAUCCGAAACCUUCAAAAAACAUUCAAACCUGGGGUUUUCCACCGUUCGAGUGGUAUCGUCACAGCGAUCUCUGACCUUUCAUUUGACAUCCCCAAAUCCGGCAUAUUCGUGCUUUUGGGGUCGAAUGGCGCGGGCAAGUCGACGGCGCUGUCAAUCCUGGCGAAUCUUCUUGGCCGUACUUCGGGCUCCGUACGCUUCGAAGGCGGAGUGACACGGCCACCCCGCGGUACCGUUGGGAUUGUCCCCCAGAAGAACGUGCUUUUCCCGGAACUGACAUGCCAUCAGACGCUGCGUGUAUGGAGAGCAGUGAAGCAUUCAGGGGAAUCGCUUGCCGGCGAAGAGGAUCUCAAACAGCUGCUGCGUGAUUGCGACUUGGGAAGCAAGAUUCACUCCAAUGCGAGUACGCUGUCAGGCGGUCAGAAACGGAAAUUGCAGCUCGCUAUCGGUCUAGUCGGAGGCUCAAAGAUUGUUCUUGUGGACGAAUGCACGUCGGGGGUCGAUCCUUUAUCCCGCCGAGCCUUGUGGAGGACACUGACAUCUGUUCGCCAUGAUCGAACAAUUGUGUUCACCACCCAUUUCCUCGACGAGGCCGAUCUAUUGGCCGAUCAGAUCGCUAUUCUUGCGGCCCCUGGUCGAUUGCUUGCAGAAGGAUCACCUGUGGCUCUCAAGUCGACUCUCGGGGAGGGCUACACAAUCCAUGUGACAUUCCGCGAGGGCAUGACCGUGACGGAGAAGUCAAAUUCUCCAGCUCCUGCUGAAUUAGUCGACGACAUCCGUGCAUUGGCACCAUCGACGUACGUAUCGUCUCCGUCAGAUACCCAAAUUUCCUACCAUUUGAGGUCCAAAGACUCUGUCACGGUAGAGGGCGUGCUUCACCUACUCGAGGGGAAGCGGGAUGAAUUUGGCAUCGCGUCUUUUGACGUCCAGGGUACAACUAUUGAGGAUAUCUUUCUGGGCCUUAUGACAGAUGAACCUGUAUCCAUGGUGGAGAAGGCGGACGAUUCCGUCACUGUUGAUUCGCCCGGGAUUGAUCAGCUAACAAACGGUCGGAAGACAUCACCUCUCAGGCAAGCGCUGACAAUAUACAACAAGCGAUUCUGCAUAGCCAAAAGAAGUUGGCUGACGCCGCUCAUUCUUGUACUUGUCGCUGUCCUGGCGUCCUGUAUCCCACUGUUCUUCAUGCGCAACAGACCACAGUCGUGCACGACCGUAUUCCACACCACCCCCAAACUCCCUCUUUAUCUUCCUGAUUCUUCUUUUGCAUUGUCUACCAUCACUCCCGACAACAGUGCCAACAUUUUCGUCGCUCCGCCCAACUUACUAGCUUCCAUUGGGCCUUCCAUAAGCACCAUUGUUGGUGAAAAUGUGGCGGACAAUGCAGCCUUCGUGAACACUAUCAGCCGCGAAUUCCAGAGCGUCUUCACGGGCGGUAUCUCCAUAGAUUCACAAACUGCUCAGGCUCUCAUCGCGUGGGAGAGUUCACCGCCUGGCUCCAUUGGCCCGGUCUUGUUAAACUUGGUGGACAAUAUCUUGUACAACCGUGCUCUGAAUACUUCCGAUGGCGGCAAUUCUAGCGCUAGCAUCAUCCAAGCCAGCUAUCAGAGUUUCCCAGCUGUUGAAACGGGGACGCUUGUGGCGCUCAAGUGGAUCACUUUCUUCGGUGCAGCUAUGGCUGUAUAUCCCGCAUUCUUUUCGCUCUAUGUAUCUCGCGAGCGACAUUCAUCCGUCCAAGCGAUGCAGUUCUCGAAUGGUCUAUCCAAUCCAGUCGGACUGUGGCUAGGUCACCUUCUUUUUGAUUCCAUGUUCGUCGUGCUUUUGUCAACGAUCAUCAUAAUUGUCUUCGCUGCCGCAUCGAAUCAAUUCCAUGGCCUAGGUUUCUUCUGGUUCAACCUUGUGUUGUAUGGCAUAUCUGCAACCCUGUUCUCUUACUGUUUCUCGCUCGUUACCGCUUCUCCGUUGGCCGCUUUUGCUGCGGCUGCCGGAUACCAAGUGAUCAUCUUCAUCCUGUACCUCGCGGGAUACCUCCUAACCCUCACAUAUGCCAAGACAUCAAAGGCUGGAUGGACACUGACAGUUAUCCACUUCACGAUCGCAUUGAUUUCUCCUAUCGCUAGCAUAAUGAGAACCGCUUUCGUCUCCGUCAACAUGUUCUCACUGCUGUGCAGUGGCGGAGGAGUCAUAUCGCCAUCUGCAUAUGCAAAUAUCAAGAGAUACGGAGGUCCGAUCCUGUACCUCAUCGUCUAUUCCUUUGUGCUCUUCGCUAUCCUUGUAUGGGUCGACUCAGGUUCCAUCUUGCCUCGGAGUGUGUCAAAUCGCAAGAUACAAGAAAAGGAGCUCAAAGAGGAUGUGAUGGACGAGGCCAAGGCUGUUGCGGUCUCGGAUGAUCCACUCCGAGUACUGGGGGUCUCUAAGGCCUUUGGACGUAGCAAGAAAGUGGUUGAUGGUGUCAGUUUGGGCGUAGGUCGCGGCACCAUAUUUGCUCUCUUAGGGCCCAAUGGUGCUGGGAAGACCACUACAUUCAACAUGAUCCGUGGCGAUAUCACGCCUGACCAAGGGGACGUUCUCCUCAAUGACGUAUCCGUCGUGCACCACCCCCAAUCCGCUCGAUUAUCUCUGGGUGUAUGCCCUCAGUUCACCGCUAUUGAUUCCCAGCUUACAGUGCGAGAACACCUGAUGAUUUACGGGCGUCUGAAGGGUCUCAGGCGGGAAGAGCUGCCAAGCAAUGUCAGUAUAUUACUGCGCUCGACAGGGUUAGAGCAGUUCGCGGACCGUCUUGCAAGCAAGCUUUCUGGUGGUAACCAAAGGAAGCUGUCUCUUGCGAUCGCUCUGAUGGGCAAUCCAUCCGUCGUUCUCAUCGAUGAGUUCUCGACCGGCAUAGAUGCGAAGAUGAAGCGGGAGAUGUGGGUAACCCUGCGCCAGGUAGCUAUUGGAAAGUCCAUCGUCAUCACGACGCACUCCAUGGAAGAAGCAUCUGCCCUCGCACAGAAGGUUGGCAUCAUCUCAAAGCGCAUGCUCGCGGUCGGCACCACCGCCUCGCUCGCUGCGCGGUACGCCGCAUACGAAGUGCACAUACCGUGCCGCUCCCGCGAGGACGUUCUGCGCGCGCAGCAGCUGAUGGCGCGCAUCCCCGGCGCGCGCCUGGCCGAGGACGUCGCGACGCGCUUCGAGGUCCCGGUCGAGAGCGACCUCGGCGGGCAGGGCGGCGCAUACCUCUCGCUCUCGCAGCUCUUCCACGUGCUUUCGAACCAGGGGGACUUUGCGGAGUACACGGUGGAGAAGGCGACGCUGGAGAACGUGUUCCUGAAGGUGAUACGCGAGCACGAGGUGCAGGAGGAGGAUCCAGAGGCGCGGACGACGCGGUGGUGGAGGAGCUGGUAG
Molecule: messenger RNA, 4824 nt
Organism: Heterobasidion irregulare TC 32-1
Lineage: Eukaryota; Fungi; Basidiomycota; Agaricomycetes; Russulales; Bondarzewiaceae
Product: ABC transporter
Exons: 22
Coding region: 1-4824 (1607 amino acids)
Biological process (GO): transmembrane transport; lipid transport
Cellular component (GO): membrane; intracellular membrane-bounded organelle
Molecular function (GO): ATP binding; lipid carrier activity; ABC-type transporter activity
Source: RefSeq, a predicted model, not a curated record